AUAAAAUGAAUAAUUUCGAAAAGGUUGAUGCAUUCGGAUAAUUGCCAUAAGCAAGAUUUGGACAUACAAUAACAUAUAUAGCAAAGGGAAAAGCAAUAUUAUUUGGUGGUAAGUUGAAUUGAAUAAUUGAAGGUGCAACUGGGGAUACUGGGAAAUACAGUAUAACAGGAGAUACAUUUUCAUUUGAUAUGUAAACAAAAUAAUGGAAAAGGGUUGAAGGUAUAAAGAAAAUAAAAAAUAAUUAGUAUAGGGGACAGCACCAAAUCCAAGAGCAGCACAUGCAGCAGUCUGUGUAGAUAUAAAUUAAAUAGUAAUAUAUGGUGGAGCAACAGGAGGUAUUUAUAUAGAUUUGAUAGAUAAUGAUAGGUGGUAGUUUAGCAUCGGAUGAUUUAUAUUUGUUGGAUUUGAGAUCAUCAGAUGACAUAGGAUAAUGGACUGUAGUACCAGUAGUAGGGACAACUCCAGGAAGAAGAUAUGGACAUACUUUAACAUUUACUAAACCAUUUUUAAUUGCAUUUGGAGGUAAUACAGGAUAGGAAGCAGUGAAUGAUUGUUGUAUGAAUUAAUCAUUUAAAAAUAGGGUGUGUUAAUGUGGAAAAGAGUCCCAUUACCUGGGUUAGAUUGGAAUGCAAAUCUGAAUAACCAAUAGCAAGAGUCUAUCAUUCAGCUAGUAUAUGUAUAAAUGGAAGUGCCAAUGGAAUGGUUGUAGCAUUUGGAGGUCGUUCUAAUGAUUAAUAAGCUUUAAAUGAUGCAUGGGGAUUAAGAAGACAUAGAGAUGGAAGAUGGGAUUGGGUGAAAGCACCGUAUAAAAUGGAUAAAGAAUAACCUAUUGGAAGAUAUCAACAUACAACUUUAUUUGUAUAUAGUAUGCUUGUUGUUAUUGGAGGAAGAACUGGAAAUGUUGGAGAAAUGCUUACGAUUGAUGUUUAUGAUACUGAAACUUCUGAAUGGUCUAAAUUCAAUAGUAUACAGAGAUUUAGACAUUCCUCUUGGUUAGUUGACACCAGCAUAUAUGUUUAUGGAGGAUUUGAAUUAGAUUCACCUAAUAUACCUACUGAUAUCAUUUCUAAAAUCAAUCUUAACAAAUUACUCUUGCCAAGUGAACCUUUAACUAAUAAAUUAGCUUAAUAUUAACAUGCAUAAAGAAAGUACUUCAUUUUCUUUUAUUUAGUGUUUCCCCUUAAUCACUUUCUCCAUAAAUGAGUCCUGCUUCAACAGAUACAUCUAAUUCUUCGUUAAAUAGUUCUUUAAUGCAAAAGAAAGGUGUCUAAAAUAAUUAAAUUAAUACUCAAAAACAAUAAAAACCAUUCAUGCAAAAUCAAGUUGAAAAACCUUCUUUUAAGUUUAUUAAUUAAGCUAUUGUAGCUGAAGAAACCAGAGAUAAUAAAAUUCCUAAUAAAAAACCUAGACUUCCCUAAUCUGCUCAAGACAAUAAUAUUGCUCAUCUCUUUAUCACUACACUCUUAUAACCUAAGACAUUUAUAAAUAUUCAAGAAAAUGCUAAAUUUUUAUUUUAAGCAUAACAUAUCAUCAUGUUAUGUGAUUAAGCUGAAGCUGUUAUAAGAGAAUAACCUAUGGUUUUGAGAUGUAAAGCACCAAUUAAGAUUUUUGGAGAUAUUCAUGGAUAAUACUCUGAUUUAAUGAGAUUUUUUGAUUUAUGGGGUUCUCCUUUUGUAGAUGGAAAAGAUAGUGAUAUUGAAGCAUUUGAUUAUCUGUUUCUAGGAGAUUUUGUUGAUAGAGGUAACCAUUCUCUUGAAACAAUUUGUUUACUUUUGGCUUUAAAAGUCAGAUAUCCAGAAUCUAUCCAUUUAAUUAGAGGGAAUCAUGAAGAUAAAUGGAUAAAUAAUGGAUUUGGAUUUUCAGAAGAAUGUGCUUAAAGAUUAGGUGAAGAUCCAAAUGAUGAUGAUUCUGUUUUUGCAAGAGUUAAUCGUUUAUUUGAAUGGUUACCAUUAGCUGCAAUUGUAGAGGAGAAAAUAAUUUGUUUACAUGGUGGUAUUGGGAGUUAAUUAAAUUAUGUGGCUGAGAUUGAAAAUCUAUAGAGACCUUUAGAAGUCAUUCAUGAAGUGACAACACCUGAAUAAUAAUUAGUUGUAGAUAUUUUGUGGUCUGAUCCUACAGAUUCUGAUUAAGAUUUUGGAAUCUAACCAAACAUUAUAAGAGAUCCUGCUGGUACAGGGAAUAUUGUAAAAUUUGGUCCUGAUAGAGUUAUUAAUUUUCUUAUAAAAAAUAGUCUCUCUUUAAUAAUUCGUGCUCAUGAAUGUGUUAUGGAUGGAUUUGAAAGAUUUGCAGGUAUUUAUUAUUUUUCUAGUUAGGUGGUUAAUUAUUGACAAUAUUUAGUGCUACUGAUUAUUGUGGUAGACAUAAAAAUGCAGGAGCAGUACUCAUUUUAAAAAGAAACUUAGAAAUCGUACCUAAAUUAAUAUAUCCAUAAAAUUUGAAUGCUCACAAUUGGAUUGAAGAUGAAGAAACAUUGAAAAAAAGACCUCCAACACCACCUCGUUGGAAAAACUAAGGUUAACGCAGAAGUUACGAAUGAUUAAAUUAAUUAGUUAUUAAAAAAUUUUCAAAUCGAC
Paramecium sonneborni is the source of this 2573-nucleotide messenger RNA. Lineage: Eukaryota; Ciliophora; Oligohymenophorea; Peniculida; Parameciidae. The record is from the annotation of a GenBank genome assembly.